This is a messenger RNA of Archocentrus centrarchus (flier cichlid), 1275 nucleotides long. RefSeq names its product early growth response protein 2b-like. The transcript has 2 exons. Gene Ontology annotation, biological process: regulation of transcription by RNA polymerase II. Lineage: Eukaryota; Metazoa; Chordata; Actinopteri; Cichliformes; Cichlidae. Gene Ontology annotation, molecular function: DNA-binding transcription factor activity, RNA polymerase II-specific; RNA polymerase II cis-regulatory region sequence-specific DNA binding. The record is from RefSeq and is a predicted model, not a curated record. Bases 64 to 1275 code for a protein of 403 amino acids.
ACAGACAAAAUGAGGGAAUACACUGAACAGGUCUGAGAGUCGGUUAAAAUCGCCUCCGUCAAAAUGACAGCUAAGACAGCGGAGGAAGUUUCUUCGUCUCUCGGCAGCAUUGUAGACGGCAUUCCCAAAGACGUGUAUGCAGAAACAGGGAUUGUUUUUAAGCAAGAGGCCGUGGGGGAGGAGGAAGCUGAAGGGAAGGAUGGUGGGGAUGAAGGCGGUGAUCUGCUCGGCGCACCUGAGCUGUCUCUCCAGGGCGACUUGGCGCAGUACGUGGCCACUUUACGCACGCACCCGCUGGCGUUUACCGGCAAGUUUUCCCUGGACUCCAGGAGCGCAGGGGGACCUUGGACGCAGGGGGACGUGAUCAACGUGGUCAGUGCGGACAUCGCCGCCCCGGGACCGGCCACGGGGUCGCCUUCAGCAUCACCCAAUAUUUACGCGGGAGAAGCAGGAGGUGGAGGAGGAGGAGACGCAGCGGACGCGGGGGACGGGAACAUGGCGCACGGGCAGCCGGAUAUCAGUCACAUGUACGCGCCCCCACAUCCACACCCACACCCUCACCCUCACCCGGCCCCGUCCUACUCCUGCAGCGGGGAUGUGUACCAGGACCAGCCGGCAGGGGGCUACCUGUCCACCUCCACCUGCGCGGUCUCCUACCACCCGCCUCCCUCCUACAAUUCCGCGCCCAAACCGGCAGCUGAUGGCGCCGCGCUGCUCUCCAUCAUGCCUGAAUAUGGAGGCUUCUACCAGCAGAGCUGCCAGAGAGACAUGCAGACCUCUUUCCCGGAGAGGAAGUCUCUCCCGUACCCCUUGGACUCCCUCAGGGUGCCUCCGCCUCUCACGCCUCUCAACACCAUCAGGAACUUUACGCUCAGUGCGCCCGAAGCCCCCACAGCCGCCGCUUUCCCCGGCCACCAGAGCCUCCCUCUCAGGCCCAUCUUAAGACCCAGGAAGUACCCGAACCGGCCGAGCAAGACGCCCGUGCACCAGAGGCCGUACCCAUGCCCGGCGGAGAGCUGCGACCGCAGGUUCUCGCGGUCAGACGAGCUGAGCCGGCACUUGCGCAUCCACACCGGCCACAAGCCGUUCCAAUGCCGCAUCUGCAUGCGGAACUUUAGCCGCAGCGACCACCUGACCACCCACAUCCGCACGCACACCGGCGAGAAACCGUUCACCUGCGACCAGUGCGGGAGGAAGUUCGCCCGGAGCGACGAGAGGAGGCGGCACAUGAAGAUUCACCUGCGGCAGAAGGAGAAGAAGUCCUCCGCGUCCUAA